AUGAGUGAUAAAAUGAGGGCAAUAGACAUCAAGGGGGGAAGGGGCCCCAAAGAGAAUUUGUUCAUCAAUGCAGAUACGCCCAAGCCAACACCCAGCGAGGGUGAAGUUCUUGUAAAGAUUAAGGCAUUCGGGAUCAAUCGUAUGGACCAGAUUCAACGCCUCGGCGACUAUCCCCUUCCGCCACAGGCACCCAAAACGCUCGGCGUAGAAUUCAGCGGUAAAAUCGAAUCGUUCGGACCAGGAGACCGUGGCACUUUCAAGGAAGACGACGAGGUUUUUGGCCUGGCAUAUGGAGGUGCAUACGCUGAGUACAUCGCCGUGAACCACAAGAUGCUACUGCAUAAGCCAGCCGACCUUACCUGGGAGCAGGCUGCCGGUAUUCCAGAGACUUGGAUCACCGCAACACAGGCCCUUUUCAUUGUUGGAGAAUUCUUUGCAGGCAAGUCAGUACUUUGGCAUGCUGGGGCUUCCAGCGUUUCCGUUGCCGGUAUCCAACUGGCAAAAGACGCUGGCGCAUCCGCCAUAUAUGCAACAGCGGGGUCCCAGGCGAAAUGCGACUUUGUUGUCCGGGAUUUAGGCGCAACGGCAGCCUUCAAUUACAAGACAGAAGACUGGGCUGAGCGAAUCAAAGAAGCAACAGGUGGCAAGGGAGUGGACAUCAUUGUGGACUUCAUUGGUGGCGGUUACUUCCAGAAGAACCUCGACGUCGCAGCACGAGACGCUCGUAUUGUGGUGUUAGGACUGUUGGGCGGAGGCAGGAUUGAGGGUGCAGACAUCGAUCAGCUACUCUACAAGAGGAUCCGGAUGGAGGGAAGCACCUUGAGAAGCAGGGAUGUUGAGUAUCAGGGGAGGUUACGGGAUCGCCUUGAAGAGUAUAUCCCGCGCUUUAAGAUGGGGAAGCUUAAAGUGGUAAUUGAUACGGUAUUGCCGUGGGAGGAGAUACAGAAAGCUCACGGUAUGCUGGAGGAUAAUGCCAACUCGGGAAAAAUCAUUUGCACCAUCUCUUAG
Colletotrichum truncatum is the source of this 1008-nucleotide messenger RNA. Its product is annotated as zinc-binding dehydrogenase. The record is from RefSeq and is a predicted model, not a curated record. Gene Ontology annotation, molecular function: NADPH binding; oxidoreductase activity, acting on NAD(P)H. NCBI's taxonomy places the organism in Eukaryota, Fungi, Ascomycota, Sordariomycetes, Glomerellales, Glomerellaceae.